Messenger RNA from Entelurus aequoreus (snake pipefish), 1566 nucleotides. RefSeq lists its product as uncharacterized. NCBI's taxonomy places the organism in Eukaryota, Metazoa, Chordata, Actinopteri, Syngnathiformes, Syngnathidae. The coding region runs from base 244 to 1566 and encodes 440 amino acids. Gene Ontology annotation, biological process: DNA integration. Gene Ontology annotation, molecular function: nucleic acid binding. The record is from RefSeq and is a predicted model, not a curated record. The transcript has a single exon.
CCUGUCAAUUCAUCAUUAUUUUAUCACACAUUUAACCAAACAGUAUCAUAUUACCUUUUAACUGUAGUUACAGUAAUAAUUAAUAAAGCACUGGAUCUUUCUGUGUGGAGUUUGCAUGUUCUCCCCGUGACUGCGUGGGUUCCCUCCGGGUACUCCGGCUUCCUCUCACCUCCAAAGACAUGCACCUGGGGAUAGGUUGAUUGGCAACACUAAAUGGUCCCUAAUGUGUGAAUGUGAGUGUGAAUGUUGUCUGUCUAUCUGUGUUGGUCCUGUGAUGAGGUGGCACCCUUCUGCAUGCGACGAGACGAACUGACGGUGAUCCAGGGGUGUUUGCUAUGGGGCAGUAGAGUGGUGGUGCCUCCAGCGUUGAGACCGCAGCUUCUGAAGGAACUACAUGCCGGGCACCCAGGCAUGGUCAAGAUGAAGGCCAUUGCACGGAGCCAUGUCUGGUGGCCGGGGUUAGACGCCCAGAUUGAACAGCAGGCCAGGACAUGCUCUACGUGUCAACGGAACCAAAAGAACCCGGCGCUCUCCCCACUACACACCUGGCCGUGGCCGGGAUCUCCAUGGCAACGGAUCCAUGUGGACUUUGCAGGGCCGUUCGAAGGACACAUGUUCUUGGUGGUGGUAGAUGCGUACUCUAAGUGGCCGGAAGUACAGGUGAUGAAAACGACGACGACGGAGAAGACUGUACAGGCCCUGAGGAGUAUGUUUGCCCGCAACGGAGUACCAGAGACACUGGUUAGUGACAAUGGGCCACAAUUCACAGCGGCAGAGUUCGGGGCAUUUCUCCGGGCAAACGGAGUGAAGCACAAAAGGUCAGCGCCGUUUCACCCCGCCACGAACGGUCAAGCAGAGCAUUUUGUGCAGACGCUGAAGCGUUCAUUGAAAGCGUCUAGGGGAACAUUUACGCUGCAACAUCGAGUGGAGGCAUUUUUACUCAGCUACAGGAAUGCGCCUCACAUGACGACGAGUGAGUCUCCGGCUAUGCUCUUCCUGCGCUGUCGGCUCCGCUCUCGCUUGGACCUUGUGAAGGCGAACGUGUCGGCUACGGUGGAGCUGGCGCAGGAGGGCCAACGAGAACGCAGAGAUCUGGUGGCUAAGGACAGACGGUUUGCAGUGGGGGAGGCCGUGCUGGUGCGUGAUUAUCGACGGGGGGAGGAGAAGUGGAUGCCUGGACUGGUGGCAUCACAAGAGGGACCGGUAUCCUACUCCGUGGAUGUGGGGGCAGGCGCACUCUGGAGACGUCACACAGAGCAGAUGAGAGCCGGUGACCGUGCGCUUUUGGUUCCCACUGGUCCAGAGCAACCAGCUGUGCCGAGUGAACUGACAAUUGGGGCCCAGACGGUUGCUCCCCCCCCUUCUCCGGCAAGAGGGGAUGCUCUGGGAACCGGGACAGUCGCCCCCGAGCCAGGAGGGUCACCCAGACGGACAGCGGAUGUUGGCGCGCCAGGCCGGAGGUAUCCACUCCGGGUUACCAGAGCUCCAGACCGCCUAAUCUCUGAACUGGGGGCGUGGGUUGUUAGAGAGUCAUGUCACGUUUUGGGGCAGAAUAAUCCCCGUUGA